Vanderwaltozyma polyspora DSM 70294 is the source of this 867-nucleotide messenger RNA. RefSeq names its product Voa1p (gene VOA1). Lineage: Eukaryota; Fungi; Ascomycota; Saccharomycetes; Saccharomycetales; Saccharomycetaceae. The transcript has a single exon. Bases 1 to 867 code for a protein of 288 amino acids. The record is from RefSeq and is a predicted model, not a curated record.
AUGUUAGGAUUAAGGACAUUUUUAAUUCAUUUUGUGAUUAUGUUACAAUCAAUGUUGGUGGUUGCUAGUCAAUCUUUAUCAAUUGCUUAUAUCUCAGGGGAAGAAUGUAAAAAUGUUGAUUCUAUGAAAAUAUUAGCAUCUCAAAGUAAUAUCGACCGUCCUUUAGUGAUUUUACAAUUUGAUAAAUUUGCAAUUUAUAAGCAAUAUAGCUCAUCAAAUAAAAACUAUCCGUACUUGACGAAAUAUUUUGAACAUGAUUUAAACCAGGUUUUGCCAUUGGAAAAGGAUUUCAAGGUCGAAGAUUAUACAAACUCUGAAAUUAUUAAAUUAGAACAACUACCUUCUUCAGUUUCUGAAAUUUUAUAUACUUACCCAUUGCGUGAAAAUUUUGUUAUUGCUAUAGACUUUGAAAGUGCUGUUUAUGAUUUAGAUCAAUUGGAUGGAUUUUUAGAAUCAGUUACCUUUUUCUUGGAUGAAUACUUGCCUCAAACUAAAGUUUUGGCCAUCAUUUCCCCAGAGAUAAACGUAAACUCUAAAAAAUCCAUUUCAAAGAAAGAAGAAGAAGAAGAAGAAGAAGCAGAAAAAGAAGAUUAUAAAACCGAAACAGAAGAAGAAUAUGUGAAUGACAACUCAGAAGAAGACAAAGAUGAAGUUGAAGCACAAGAUAAGAAAGGGAAAAAUAAAGAAGAUAAGGAGGAAGAUUCUGAUAUUUUAAGUACUAUAUGGACAGAAGGAUUGUUGAUGUGUUUGCUAGUUUCUGCAUUGUUGCUAGGCAUUCUAUUCAUCGCAAUUAGUUGGUUGGCAAGUUUAGAAAUCAGUUAUGGUGCCUUAGAAAAAUCAACUAACCCAUUGAAGAAGACAAAUUAA